This is a messenger RNA of Gigantopelta aegis, 2273 nucleotides long. Its product is annotated as tubulinyl-Tyr carboxypeptidase 1-like. The coding region runs from base 480 to 1502 and encodes 340 amino acids. The record is from RefSeq and is a predicted model, not a curated record. Lineage: Eukaryota; Metazoa; Mollusca; Gastropoda; Neomphalida; Peltospiridae. Gene Ontology annotation, cellular component: cytoplasm. The transcript has 10 exons. Gene Ontology annotation, biological process: regulation of angiogenesis.
CAUGUAAACAAAUGGAACGAAAUAAAUGAUUCUGCAUGUUUUUGAUUAUGUCUUAAUUUUUUAAGUCUUUCAUCAAUAACCGAUACAUUUUUGUUUUUGUAGUAAAUUCGUUACUCGACUAUGAAUGAAACAUUAUAAAUGAAAAUUAUGCAGUAAUUUAACAAGGAAAGAGUCGAGAAAAUGUAGGCCUUCUUGACUUGACCCCAUUUUUAACAUAAAUAAUACACCACGUCUUACUUACUUUGUAAUAGAGUUCACUGAACCGCUAUGACUAAUUAUAAUGAACCGUUAUGCUACAGUUAUAUGUAUAGAAUGUACAGAUACUGUAUUGAUUAAUUAAUUGCUGUACAGAAAGAAGAAAACAGGUUUGUUCUAUGCUUAAUCAUAAAUACAAUCGAUCAAAAGGAAAGUUGUUUUGCACUUCGAUCACUAAUCCAUGUAUCAUAGUUUAAUGAUUUGAGGGAAAUUCUGUCUAAAAUAUGAAGACUUCUGUCAGUGCCAAAUCUGAAAUGGCAGAAGAGGAAGAAACACAAGAAGAAGAUGGUGUACUGUUCUGGGUCAAUAAAAACGGUUUUCCGAUAGAUGAAACAACCUGGGAAAGGAUGUGGAACCAUGCUUCAAAAAUACAUCCAGAAGGAAACAGCUUAUCACGGAAUAUAAUGAAGAAACAUUUGCCACAGAUUGCAUUCCCUUCACCACCACUUAGUUUUCAAGCAUUAGUGUCAAUUGAGGAGAAAUUGGAGAAGAUUCAAAACUACAUGAAGGCAUUACAGUAUAACCACACUGGCACACAGUUCUUUGAGAUCAAGAAAAACAGACCACUUUCAGGGCUAAUGGAGUGUGCCAAAGAUAUGAUUCGAGAAGCUCUCCCUAUCAAGUGCUUGGAGGCAAUUGUUCUUGGGGUUUUUCUGACAAAUGGAAUGAUGGGCUUAGAAAGAUAUCCAAUCAGCUUCAAGACUACAUUCAACGGAUCAACACAUCGGCAUGUCGUUCUGGGAGUUCAAUAUGGCGGCCGGUAUGGUGCACUGGGCAUGAGUCGGAGAGAGGAUCUCAUGUACAAGCCACUAGAGUUCAGGAGUCUUGCCGAUAUUGUUUUCGACUUUCAGAAAGCAUACUCUAACUAUUGGCAUGUGUUAAAAAAAGUCAAAAUAGGUUUUCCAGUCUCACAUGAUCCACACAGCUUUGAAGUAAUUAACUGGAAGGCCUUGAAUCUUACUGUAUCUCGCAUGGACAAAAAAGAUAUUGUAAAAGACAUAGAACUACACUCAAAAAUCAUAAGAGCAAGAUCUAGAUCCUGGACCAUGCCUCCAAACAGUCCAAAGAAAAUGGCUACCUAUGUUGACAGUUUCAAAGAGUCACCGUAUGUAGCCAAGCCGUCAACUUCGUCUAGAAUAAUUAGAUCACAAACAGGUAUCUUGACGAAAUCUGCAGAAAAACCUGCAGCUGUCAAACGCAAGAAAAAUAGAAAAUCAAGUCCUUCAGAAUAUCAAAUACGAAUAUAACAGUAACUUGAACUGUGUCAAUACAACAAAACAUUUUGAACUGAGAUAUGCAAUACUUAAAAGCAAAAGAGACUUAAUACUCAAAUGUAGUGUAUAAUGUUUAUUUAUAAACUGUAAGUAAUGUUUUAUACUUAUACUAAAUGUUUAUGUACAUGUAUAUUCUGACAGUGAUUAUGAUGCUCAGCAAACUGUUGAUGUGCAAAAUACAUACUUGUAUUUCAUGGGUAAAUUCAUGGGUAAUAACUACCGGCCUCUGUUAGAACAAUGGCUUUAAAACUAGCACUGAGAGGUGCUACAUGUAAGUUCACAGUCAACUGCUGACACCAAGUGAAGAGUUUUUAAAGCUCACUGGGAAAGUGUUAGGCCACUGCAUGAAGUUGUCUUCACUAUAAACAACUAACAACUAUACAUUAAACCUCUGAAGUUGUCUUCACUAUAAACAACUAACAACUAUACAUUAAACCUCUGAAGUUGUCUUCACUAUAAACAACUAACAACUAUACAUUAAACCUCUGAAGUUGUCUUCACUAUAAACAACUAACAACUAUACAUUAAACCUCUGAAGUUGUCUUCGCUAUAAACAACUAACAACUAUACAUUAAACCUCUGUUCAUUUUCAUGUAUCAGGGCUUCUACAAUGGUUAUAAACAUUCACUAGCCAUUGGAUCAAUGAUUUAAAAUAUUUACUAGCCAUAAUUAAAAAUUCACUAGCCAUUGGAUCAAUGAUUUAAAAUAUUUACUAGCCAUAAUUAAAAAUUCACUAGCCAUUGG